AUGGAUAAAGGAUGCAAACUGAUACAGGAGUAUCUUUCGUUAUCACAAAAAAUUAAAAAAAUCAAAAAAAAGUCUGCUGAAACUAUAACUUCAACGCACGCUGCGGCGAAUACCGACAUUUCUGACGGUUAUUCUGAAGAAACAACCUAUGCUCUCAUUGACGCGUAUGAAUCUACAAAUCAAGGAAUGGAGUUACUAUUGGAGAUUCUCAACAGUAGCGACACCAGCAAUACUAGCGAUACCAGAGAUACCAGCAAUACUAGUAAUUAA
Acaulospora morrowiae is the source of this 270-nucleotide messenger RNA. The record is from the annotation of a GenBank genome assembly. Lineage: Eukaryota; Fungi; Glomeromycota; Glomeromycetes; Diversisporales; Acaulosporaceae.